Molecule: messenger RNA, 1265 nt
Organism: Diorhabda sublineata
Lineage: Eukaryota; Metazoa; Arthropoda; Insecta; Coleoptera; Chrysomelidae
Product: E3 ubiquitin-protein ligase MARCHF3-like
Exons: 2
Coding region: 318-986 (222 amino acids)
Biological process (GO): protein ubiquitination
Molecular function (GO): ubiquitin-protein transferase activity; zinc ion binding
Source: RefSeq, a predicted model, not a curated record
UCAUAAAACUAUAACGUUAUUUGACGAGCUAAAACAAUUAUCGUAAACAACUGAUCCAGCAAAUUUUGUAAGAGUUUGUUAUUUGUUAAACACUGUGAUCUGUGAAAGUUAGUUCAGCGACCUCUAGUAGAUUUUUUUUGCUUUUGAUUAACGCCGAUUCAUUUAACGACGAAGAUUUUAUUUUGAGAAUUUUCUUAUGAAUGUUGGGUAGAUUUUGUAUUGAAAUAAUAAGGUUUGAGUAGGUAGGUUCCCUUAUUUUUCGAGCGAAACGAUGUGUUACUUGUGAAGAAAAAUGGACUUAGUUCAAUGAUUCGAAAAUGGCAACUCAAUGGUUAGACAAUGAACAAUUUACAAGAUCAUCUGGCAAAGAGAGGUCGAUUCGAGCGGGAACUGUGGCUUUCGUUCACAGAUCAUGUCUAGAAACGUGGUUGGGAGAAUCUAAUACUACAACUUGCGAACUAUGCCAUCAAAUAUUCAAUACCGAAAGAGUACCAAGAUACACAUCUGCGAAAUCUGUAUGGUAUUGGUGCUGGCGUUCCAACGGAUCUGCUCAAGAUGUUCGCAGUGAUCUAGUGGCUUGCGCUAUCAUAACUCCUUUGACUAUAAUUAUCACUUACGUCUGUCUUUUUUCCUCUGAGUAUUAUAACCAAGUAAAAUUUUCUAGUGUUCCUGCUGCUAGAUGGACAUCAGUAUCUUUAUUGAUUAUGAUUGGAAUUAUGCUUAUAGGAUAUUAUAUGUGGGUGUAUUCUACUAUAAGGAUGCAUGCCCGGAGAUGGUAUAAUUGGUGGCAAAGAACAUGCAACGUAAGAUAUAUACCACCUGGUACAGCUAGAGUUGUAAAUAUGAAUUUAGCAGAAGAAGUAAGAGGUGGUAGAGUUGAUGAAAGUAGCAGUUCAGUUCCGGUUGCAGACGUUGCUACUAGUAUAAACGAGAGUGAAAUUAACCACACUAGUAUUUCAAAUGGUGUUGGUGAAACUGUAGUAUAAUUGAGAAGCAUUAGGUAUAAUUCUAAUGCGGCGUAAUAGAAUUAUAACGAAGGAAUUUCAGUAAGAAAAAUAUUUAUAAACGAAUGAAGACAUUAAAUAUGUAAUAAUAGUACUAUUGUUGUUUCUGUUUUAUAAUACGGUUCCAAUGCAAGCCGAUUCAGAUGACAACCUAUAUAUCAAUUCGGGUUUAAAACGUCCUACGACGUCCGAUACCUAAUUGCCACUCCUUCCUGCCGCCUUUCUUAUUCCAUGCAUCCAAAACAAUCAUCUGUACCAUCU